UAGUUGAGUUGUUGACAAACAUACCCAAUACUCAUUCACAUUUACUGACUCCUAAAGCUGAUGUCCAAGAACACCCGAGAUGUCAAUGCUUCAUUUUAGUAUUAAAUUCAUGACCAAUUAACUUAUCUUCGUCCCCAUAUAUCUUCUUCAGUUCCCCUGUUGGUUAUAAUCCUAUUCAUAUACUAUUUGCAAAUAGAUUUAUAAUAUAUGUUUGUUUCUAUCAUUCUAUGCACCAAGGUCAAAUAGUUGACAAUAUAUCUACAUGUCACAAUCGCAGAAAGAUGUUAAUAGAUCAUACCCAAAGUAAGUUUAAUACUAGAUGGGUUUCAUUUGGUGUAUGCUAUAUUUAGUUGAAGAUUUGAAGAUCCAAGGAGGCAAGAAGAACACAUACACACACACUCAAGAAAGAUGCCUGCAGUUUGGUUUGCUUUAAAGAAGUCAUUGCACUGCCAAUCAGGACCAGCAGAUGUUCAUGAUCCAACUAUUCAAGUGAAGAAUCUGAGCAAAAUAGUGACAAAAAGCAAGAAAUCUUCAACAUCUACUGGAGGGAAAUCAGGAUGUUCAAGAUCUUUAGCAAAUCUUAAGGAUGUCAUCCAUGGAAGCAAGAGGCACAUGGAGGAGAAACCAUCAAUUAUGGAGACAACAAAUGCAACAACAAAUGCUAGUCCAAGAUCCAUUGGAAGUUCAGAGCUUUUAAACCCAAUUGCCCAUGAAGUCAUCUUGUCAAACUCUAAUUGUGAACUUAAAAUCACAGGUUUUGGUUCUUUGCAAGAUGGGAAUGGUGGUGGUGAUGAGGUUGUGUCCUCUAGAUUUGAAGGUACCCUAAAGCCUGGGACGCCGGGUCCUCACAAUCAUCAUCAUCAUCAUCGUAUGCCAACAAGAUCACCGAUGACCAAUAGAAGAAAUUCUCAUGGAUCUUCGAGGGUUGGUAGUAGAGGGUUAGGAUCUGGGUUUGGUACUAUUAUUCCUACAAAGGGUAGAGCUUCUCUUGAUGGAGAUGGUCAUGGGAUUUUUAGUUUAGCUUGCCAUAAAUGUGGUGAGCAGUUUGUGAAAUGGGAAGCUCUUGAAUUUCAUCAUCUCUCCAAACAUGCCGUUACUGAGCUCCUUGAAGGAGAUUCAUCCAGGAAAAUUGUAGAACUAAUCUACAAAACAAGUUGGUCAAAAUCCCACCCCAAUUCUGGAGGUAUAGAGAGGAUCUUAAAGGUCCACAACAUGCAAAGAACACUAUCUGAAUUCGAAGAACAUCGCGAAAGUGUCAAAGUUAAAGCUAGCAAACUCCAAAAAAAGCACCCACGUUGUCUGGCCGAUGGCAACGAGUUACUAAGGUUCCAUGGGACUUUAGUCGAAUGCAACCUCGGCCUAAACGGCUCAUCUAGCCUUUGCCAAUCAAGUAACUGCAACGUUUGUCAAAUUCUACGCCACGGGUUUUCUAUCAAGAAAAUUAACAACAAAAAUGUAGGUGGGCCGGGUGUUUUCACUACUUCAACAAGUCAGCGGGCUUUUGAUGCCCUUGGUGCCAAUAAUAGUCUUUUACUGAGGAAGGCUUUAAUAGUUUGCAGAGUGAUUGCUGGGAGAGUUCAUAAGCCAACGGAGAACAUUCAAGAACUUGCUAAUCAAUCCGGGUUUGAUUCGUUGGCCGGAAAAGUUGGGAUUUAUUCAAAUAUUGAAGAACUUUAUUUGCUCAACCCUAAAGCAUUGCUCCCUUGCUUUGUUAUAAUUUGUAAGCCACAGAUUUAACCAAAAGAACAUUUGGGGGCUAUAUUGACUGUAGUUUGGUAGUACUACUAUUUGUUUCUUUUUCAUUUUAUUUUUGUGUUGACUAAUAUAUUUUUAUUUACUUAUUUCGUACAUGUCAAAUUUUCUA
Molecule: messenger RNA, 1864 nt
Organism: Helianthus annuus (common sunflower)
Lineage: Eukaryota; Viridiplantae; Streptophyta; Magnoliopsida; Asterales; Asteraceae
Exons: 2
Coding region: 409-1737 (442 amino acids)
Source: RefSeq, a predicted model, not a curated record